Westerdykella ornata is the source of this 1850-nucleotide messenger RNA. RefSeq lists its product as uncharacterized. Gene Ontology annotation, molecular function: protein binding. The record is from RefSeq and is a predicted model, not a curated record. The coding region runs from base 193 to 1728 and encodes 511 amino acids. Lineage: Eukaryota; Fungi; Ascomycota; Dothideomycetes; Pleosporales; Sporormiaceae. The transcript has a single exon.
UACUGGCCUGGGCUCAAUCAACAAAUACUAAUACCAGCCAACGAUAUCUUUCCUCAUCCGCAACUCUUCCUCGCUCACCUCUCCUGUCUCUUACCUUGCUCAUCAGCUUCUCCUUCUCUCUCAAUUUGCUUUGCUGGAAAUUUAAAGGAGCCUUUCAACUCUUCCUAGCCAAGAGCUAGGUGGUCCAACAGCAUGGCCAACCUUACCAGCAUUCCCCUCGAAUUGCUCCUUAAGAUUUCUUCACAUCUCUCUACCGUCGAUCUAGGCUCGCUGCGUCGAACAUGUAGGACCAUCGAACGCUCCCUAUUCGACAGCUUCGCCAAGGAAUUCUUCUCCAAGAGGCAGUUCAUGUUGACACGGCCCAGUCUCCAAGCUCUGGUCGAUAUCUCCAAGCACCCAAAUCUCUCCAAGGAGCUUCGUCAUGUCAUCAUCGGACUGGAGAAGUACAGGGGCGGCUUGCAGCCCACUUUCGACUUCCCGGAUGAUUCGGCUUACAAAAAGUACCAAGAUGGCUUCAUCGAUCAAACAGUUUUCCUGGAUCUUGGACUUGCCAGGGACUUUCUCAGUGAAGCUUUCAAGAACUUGCCUAAUUUGGAAACCGUCGGAAUACGCAAUUAUUCAGCGCGCGGUCGCUGGAGAGAGGGGCCAGACGCUCUCUGGAGAAGCUACGGAGCCCCAACUGUAUACCAAGAGACUGGCAAAAACCUCCCCCCGGAUCUUGGUCAUAAUGAGGGUUGGGACUUGCAUCGCCUGGCCCUUACUAAUCUCGUGUACGCUCUCGGAGUCGCAUCCAGCAAACCUCCAAAUCUUGAGAUCAUCUUCCGUGGACGAGAUGUUUACUCGCCGGACAACAUCUUUUGUUUUUCCCGAGUCCUCCUGGAUGGCAUGGACGCAACUCUGAAGGGAUUUCGAAGCGUGAUACUGCCACCGCUAUACCUCAGAGAUCCGGGUUGGUUGCCCUCCAGAUGGACCAGGUUGGCUGAGGAGCCCGCAUUGGUAACCUUUCUGGCACGCAUCAAUAAUAUCACUCACCUGCGUCUCAAUUUCCACUCGAGGGCAAUGCAUGAGCGAAUCGCGGGAUUGCUAAUGUGGCUUGCCUUGCCUGCACCAUCCUGUGAGAGCGGUACAAGUGGGGACUCGGCGCAGGCAUCUCUGACGAACAAUGUGAUGCGGCCGGUUGGCUUCCCUCAUUUGAAGCGACUGGACCUCGGCAUGUUGCGUGUACGGGGCGACCAUAUUUUGCGGGUGAUUGCCAAAUUCGCGCCGACUUUGCAGGAACUGAACUUGUGGAAAAUCCGCCUGGGUGAACCUAAUGACCCUAAUUCCGCCAAGAAAAACGUCUGGUCCAUCUUCUUCCAGAGCCUCUCCAAGUUAUCUGGACUAAAGCUUAACCAUCUGCUAGCGGGUGAGCUAAGCCAGAAUUACUACCAGGAAGCUCUUGUAGGAUUCAGGGUGGCCAGAAGGAAUGGCAAUGAGGAAGACCUGGGCGAGGAGGACAUUGGAGAUUCCGAGGACGAGCCGGAAGGUGAGGAGACGGGGAAGUUCGAAAGGGUGGUGGACUAUCGAUUCCGCGAUCCGGCCUUCCUGGAACGCCUGGGGAAGAGGGUUAUUGUCCGAUGGCCUCCUCCGCCUCCUUUGCCAGAGUCGAAUGCAGAGGACGACGAAGAUGAGAUGGGAAACGAAGAUGACAUGGAAAACGAAGAUGACAUGGAUAUUGACGAAGAGUAGGGCAUGUACUAGCGUGGUUGGGAGCAUGACUGUCAUUCCAACCGAUGAGCUUUCCUCAUUAGCAGAUGAAUCGAGUGUAGCUAUGCCGAUUUCCUUGCUGCUGCAAGACAUAUUUUACCUAU